AUGACCGAAAAAGUCAAUGUACAGUUUGGUUUAGCAUUCGUUCAACUCAUCAACGUGAAUGAAAAGAGUCAAAUAAUGAAAUCAAACGUUUGGUUGAGACUUGUAUGGAGGGACUAUCAAUUACAAUGGGACGAAGCAGACUACGGUGGUAUACAGGUGCUCAGGUUACCACCGGACAAAGUGUGGAAGCCGGAUAUAGUGUUGUUCAACAAUGCUGAUGGAAAUUAUGAAGUUCGUUACAAAUCGAACGUGCUCAUUCGACCAAAUGGAGAACUUCUAUGGAUACCACCGGCAAUUUACCAGAGCUCCUGCACCAUAGACGUUACAUAUUUUCCUUUUGAUCAGCAAACUUGCAUAAUGAAAUUUGGCUCUUGGACAUUUAAUGGCGAUCAAGUAUCGUUAGCGUUAUACAAUGACAAACAGUUCGUCGACCUGUCUGACUACUGGAAAUCCGGAACUUGGGAUAUUAUAGAGGUACCUGCGUAUCUGAACGUAUACCAGGAGUCGCCUACCCAGACGGACAUAACGUUCUACAUAGUGAUUAGAAGGAAAACUCUGUUCUACACAGUGAAUUUGAUACUGCCCACGGUCCUCAUAUCUUUCCUGUGCGUGCUAGUGUUCUACUUGCCAGCCGAAGCUGGUGAAAAGGUCACGCUGGGCAUCAGCAUUUUACUGUCACUAGUCGUCUUCCUAUUGCUCGUCUCCAAAAUACUGCCACCCACUUCUUUAGUACUGCCGCUCAUCGCCAAAUACUUGCUAUUCACGUUCAUCAUGAACACCGUCAGUAUAUUGGUCACUGUUAUCAUUAUCAACUGGAAUUUUCGAGGUCCUCGUACCCAUCGUAUGCCACCUUGGAUCAGGACUGUGUUCCUAUACUAUCUUCCAGCAUGCAUGUUCAUGAAACGGCCGAAGAAAACGCGACUGAGGUGGAUGAUGGAAAUGCCGGGUAUGAGUGGUCCUCCACAUCCGCACCACACGUCGCCGUCGGACCUACCCGCGCCCGCGCCCCCGAGUUCCGCGACGCCGUCCAAACACAAGAUGGAGGCAAUGGAGCUGGCCGACCUGCAUCAUCCCAACUGCAAGAUCAACCGAAAGGCAAGCGCGGAGAGGAGGGAGAGUGAGAGCUCCGACUCGCUAAUCUUAUCGCCGGAGGCAUCCAAGGCCACCGAAGCAGUGGAGUUCAUCGCCGAACACUUAAGGAACGAGGAUCAAUACAUACAGAUAAGAGAAGACUGGAAGUACGUAGCGAUGGUUAUUGAUCGGCUGCAGUUGUAUCUGUUCUUCUUUGUCACCACCGCCGGCACCCUUGGCAUACUAAUGGAUGCCCCUCAUAUAUUCGAGACUGUCGACCAGGACAAAAUCAUCGAAAUCUACGGCGGAAAAUAA
Macrosiphum euphorbiae (potato aphid) is the source of this 1386-nucleotide messenger RNA. The record is from the annotation of a GenBank genome assembly. Lineage: Eukaryota; Metazoa; Arthropoda; Insecta; Hemiptera; Aphididae.